Eimeria acervulina is the source of this 672-nucleotide messenger RNA. RefSeq lists its product as hypothetical. The record is from RefSeq and is a predicted model, not a curated record. The transcript is spliced from 2 exons. Bases 1 to 672 code for a protein of 223 amino acids. NCBI's taxonomy places the organism in Eukaryota, Apicomplexa, Conoidasida, Eucoccidiorida, Eimeriidae.
AUGAAACUGAGAGAAGGGCUCGACGGCCACUGUCCUGUGAAGAAGAUUUCUGUAAUGCCGCCAGAGUGCCGACAACCCAAGCUUUAUCGGGUGUGGCGCCGCCCGCAUGGCGGUUGUCAAAGAAAACAUCCGAAUGCAAGUGCUGCUGAACAGUACCAGCGGAAAGGCGAACAGUUGAAAGAGGGCACCCACCCUUCCCGCCCCGCUGACCCUUGCGAAACGGAGCGUUUUGUGAAGGGGCCAGUCGCCAAUGGGACUAUCCAGGAGACGGAAACCCCAUCUCAGAAGCAGGGGGAGAGCACCGAAAGCAGCACCAUGGUGCCAGAAAGUCACAAGCUGAGCGUUCGAUUCUCGCCGAACGUCUCUCUAGCGUCUUUGCCCUCGGCAGCUCGAACGCCCAGUAUACCUCGAGGCAGUCUGAGCCACAGCCAGAAGUUGCAGUGCAAUGAGUGGAUUUCAAAACGUAAUCUCAAGGUGGAAAGGGAGCUCUUCGCUAAGACCGUGUGGAGCCCUUGGAAAGCCGUUAGCAGCCUUGCAGACUCGCCAGUUCAUCACGUGCAGGAUGUGAAGAGCGCAAGCAAACGCAGCACUGGAAGCCCGGAAGGCAAGAACAGCAGCAAGUCACUAGAGCCUGCAACUAUCCAGACAGGAGCAUCAUCAGGUGCAGCUUGA